UAUUGUAAACAAAAGGUAAACCGAAAGAAUCAUUAAUUUUCUUAAGAAAAAACUAAUCUCUUCCUUGUUUGAACUUUUAAAAUUGAGUCAUUGAAUGCCUAAAAAUGAGCCGGUAACAUAUUACAGUGCUAAAAUGCAAAGACAUCGGCAAAAAACAUGAUUUUCAAUUUCGAUUUCGUAAUCAAAUGGAUAACACGGUGGGCAAUGAAGAAUGCGCAUUGAGCCGGAAUAUAUGCAGACUUUGCUUAGCAAUCGAUACCCGUACAUAUACCAUCGCGGACACAGUUUUACAGAAUGUCUACGAAAAAAUUGUUAAUGUUAAACUGAAUUCAAUACCAGAAUUACAAAAUGUGUGCUACGUAUGCUACGCAAGACUGAAGCAGUGUAACACAUUAAUACAACAGGCUUUGACAACGGAAAAGCUUUUAAGUGAGGCACUUAUUAAUGGCAUUCAGCUUGAUAAAAUAACUAGAGCUCAACAAUGGACUCUGGCAACAACUUCUGUGGUCAGUAUAAAUCUAGACCCAAACACUUUGGUUGAAAUUAAACAGGAGGCAAAUGAAUAUCUCAAAGUUGAAGACAUUAAGCAGGAGGUGUAUUCAAAUAUAUUGGAACAAGAAGUAAACGAAGAUUCAGAUGCAGAUAUAAACAGAUCCGAUCCGGAAAGCAAAAAUGACAAAUCGCUAACAGAUUCCGAAGAUGAUUUACCACUCAUUCGUUCGAGAGUGAGUAAAGAUAAAGAUGUACAAUUAGACAAUGGGACGGUGAAAAAGGUGACACAGGGCAAAAAGGAAAAAUUAGAAGCCAAAGAGCUAAUUCUAGAUGAGAAACAGCAGAUGGCAGAGUUAUUGGAACGCUCCAAGUCGCUGAACUAUCUCAACUCUCCGUACAAAUGUGACCUGUGCUACAGAGGCUUCCGGGACCCCACAGCGUACAGCAAACAUAAGGACAAACACAACUCGAAAAGCGGCCAUCUUAAAUGCAAAAUCUGUCACCUGCGAUACAACACAAAGCAGUCGUUGAACUCCCACACAAUGGCGGCGCAUUCUAGGAGGUUCAUGUGCACCAAGUGCUCGCACAUCAGCCUCACCAAAAAUCAAGCAGUGGUCCAUGAACGCUGGCACAACGGACACCAAUACCCGUGCAAGCUAUGCGACAGACAAUUCAUCAAACCCACUAGUUACCUCUCUCACAUGCGCAAGGCUCACUGUACCCUGAGCGAGCACGUUUGCCACAAGUGCGGUGAGAGCUUUGCAGGGAGGCACGGACUUCUUAUGCACAUGAGCAAGACACAUAAGCACGAUGAGACGGAAUCGGAAAUGGUGCCCGAUCCCACUUCUGACAGUUACUGCAAAGAGUGCGGAAUACAGUUCCAUACAUUAGACGCGUACAAUCUACACUUACUGUCAUCGCAGAAGCAUAAAAAUGCCGUUUGGAAGGAGAACGGGUCGAAAUGUAGGAUAUGCGACAAGCCAGUAUCUCAGAUCGAUCGCGAAAGGCACGAACGCAUGCACGCAAAGGAGUUGAAGCCGAAGGCCACGGAAGUGGUUGACGCAGCGCCACCCACCGUGGAGAUACCUUGCGGACAGUGCAUCAAAACAUUCACAAGUAGGUCCAAACUACACAUGCAUGUGAAACGUAUGCACCUCGGACAGCGCUACAAUAAGAACGUGGUCUGCGAAGUGUGCGGCAAGCAUUGCACGUCCAACGCCACGCUCCGCUACCACCAACGAGCUCACACCGGCGAGAAGCCAUACUCGUGCGGUCUGUGCGCUGCGCGUUUCGUGAGCCGCGAGCAUUGGCGCUUACACCAGCGCGUCCACUCCGGCGAGCGGCCGUACUGCUGCGGUGUGUGCGGACUCCGCUUCGCACAGAAGCCCGCCCUCAACAGACACUACAUAGUCCACACCGGUGCGAAGCCUUACGAGUGCCACCUCUGCAACAAAACGUUCACGCAAUCUGCUUCAAUGAAGAAACAUAUACAGAGGGUUCAUUUGCGUCAGCCGCCUAAUAUAAAGAAAAAUGGCGGCGAGGUCACGGAAAAGACGAAUUUAGAAGCUUUAUAGUUAAUAAUAAAUUUAUUUGUAAAUUUUA
Pararge aegeria (speckled wood butterfly) is the source of this 2094-nucleotide messenger RNA. RefSeq names its product zinc finger protein 2-like. Gene Ontology annotation, biological process: regulation of transcription by RNA polymerase II. The transcript has 14 exons. Bases 186 to 2066 code for a protein of 626 amino acids. Gene Ontology annotation, molecular function: RNA polymerase II transcription regulatory region sequence-specific DNA binding; zinc ion binding; DNA-binding transcription factor activity, RNA polymerase II-specific. Lineage: Eukaryota; Metazoa; Arthropoda; Insecta; Lepidoptera; Nymphalidae. The record is from RefSeq and is a predicted model, not a curated record. Gene Ontology annotation, cellular component: nucleus.